Messenger RNA from Magnolia sinica, 903 nucleotides. RefSeq lists its product as uncharacterized. NCBI's taxonomy places the organism in Eukaryota, Viridiplantae, Streptophyta, Magnoliopsida, Magnoliales, Magnoliaceae. The record is from RefSeq and is a predicted model, not a curated record. Bases 17 to 529 code for a protein of 170 amino acids. The transcript is spliced from 2 exons.
UCAAGACCCGGUAUGCAUGGUGAUUGUUUUCUUGAAGGAGCUGUGGCCAGAUGUAAAGGACUCAAAUUUAUUUCAGGCACCACUCUAUUGGGAUUUGUAUGCUCCUAGAGGUUUGAAUACGGCUAGGAUUUUCUUUACAUGCCACAAUUUUGAGUAUCAGGGGACAACACCUGCUUCAGAGUUGGCAUCCUAUGGCAUUGAUGUUCACCAGCUGAGUAGACAUGAUAGGAUGCAGGAAAAUGCAUCACAUGAUAGAGUCAAUCUAAUUAAGGUAAUUAAUUUCAAUGGUUCAUUUGAAUUAAGAAAAAGGCAUCAAGGUGCGACGUGUUUUACAUGUCCCCAUUCUUUAGGGUGUGAUUGUGUUCUCCAACAUUGUAACAAUAGUAUCUCCAUCUUUCUCUCCCUGCCCCAACUCUCUCUCUGUCUCUGCCCUGAUUUUGCUCAAAAAUAUGAUAACAUGGGGGCUGAAAUGGCUGUCCUUGUUCAGGUGAUACCUCUUACCACUAACUCCAUCUCCAAUGCAUUUUGAACUUGUUCCUCUUUCUAGACUGUUAACAUGCCACACAAAUUUUUGUUCCUGGGUCCAUCUCACAGCUAACUUCCUUUUUGAAUGUUAGGAGGUUUGAUUGGAUUACUGCGUGGGAUAGAGAAAUUUGAUUCUUCAAAAGGGUACAAAAUAUCAACUUAUGUAUAUUGGUGGAUUCGUCAGGUGAGGCCAUGGUUUCCUUUGUCAUAACAAACCAAAUAAAUAUCUGCAAAUGCCAAUUUUUUAAUUUUUUAAAAAAAUUAUGUGAUACCAAAAAGAUUCACAUACAUACUAGACAAUGUUGUGAUAUGGCUAUGUUAAAAUUGUCGGAUAGAAAUGCUGAAUUUCUCUUACAAGAAGUUAUGACGAUGCCAAUA